Molecule: messenger RNA, 980 nt
Organism: Symsagittifera roscoffensis
Lineage: Eukaryota; Metazoa; Xenacoelomorpha; Acoela; Convolutidae
Exons: 4
Coding region: 88-726 (212 amino acids)
Source: RefSeq, a predicted model, not a curated record
GUGAAACUGUAAUAUUUCUCAUUGGUUUAAAAUUGAACGGAAAGGAUUUGCAUUUUGUGAAAGUUUUAUGGUUCCCAUUUUCAGAUUAUGAAGCUGAUGACAAAAUCUUCGAGCACAAAAGACGCACUCAACAAUGCACGAAACUGCAUCGUGGAUGAAACGAAGUUGACAAGAAGUGAAGCUGAGAAGAUUCAGAACAAGUUCACAGACAUGCCUGAGGUGUGUAAGAUGUUGCGACAGUUGAUACUCCUGAUGAAAUACAUGGAGAAGGAUAGAACGGAUGACCCCAAACAGCCUAUCUGCGAGUUCCUCCGCAAAAUCAGCAUAGAAGCUAUGCCAGGAAUCAGUGGCAUCACACUUGAGUCCUGUGUGUUCCUCUGGCAAGCACUGGCACUUCAGAGAACCAGACUGAUGCUGGACCAUCAGGACGAAGAACCGUACGCUGGGAUCCAGAAACAGUUCAAAGAAACCCUCACUUCGGAGCAGAAAAAGGCGCUGGAUGAGCUGCCCGCGAAAAAGAAAUAUGUGCUGUUGACUUACUUGAAUGAGCUGAUUGUGCUGAAUUUGGACGAACCUGAUCUGAUGAAUCCAAAUUAUCACAUUGUGGAAGACGGUUUAGCGCCCGCGUAUUUCGACGAUGACCUCCACAAGUUGAAUCUACCACAAUGGUGUAAGCUCAAAUACGCAGAAGACAUAAUCAAACAUCUCAUCCAAACAGAAGGCUGAAAGUUUCUUAUUUCAAUUCAAUUUUUCUUAUUUCCUAACAACUUCCUAAUACCCUGCAAAACUUGAGAGAGAUUGAAAAAACUUUAAUUGAUAUCAUUCCCUAAUUGUUGAUCACUAGACAAAUUUUUAGUUAGAUGAAUUAUAUCACUAAUUGAUGAUGAAGUGUAUGCUGAAGUUAUAUGAUGCCCCAGCUGGAGUUUGGUUAUGCACAGAUAAAAAUUAAUACCCUGAAAAGAAUCAAGUUUUGAGUCAUA